Eruca vesicaria subsp. sativa (arugula) is the source of this 2460-nucleotide messenger RNA. NCBI's taxonomy places the organism in Eukaryota, Viridiplantae, Streptophyta, Magnoliopsida, Brassicales, Brassicaceae. The record is from the annotation of a GenBank genome assembly.
AUGAGCUUUACAAGUCGACAAGUGUUCUUUGUUCUCUCUGUUUUAGCCUUGACAACAAUGCCCUUCUCCGCUGGAGUCACCAAUCCACGAGAUGUUUCUGCGAUUAAUAACUUGUACAUUACUUUGGGAGCACCAUCUCUAUCUCGGUGGCUAGCUUUUGGGGGAGACCCUUGUGGAGAAAAGUGGCAAGGUGUGGUCUGUGAUUCCUCAAACAUCACAGAAAUAAGGAUACGCGGCAUGAAGGUGGGUGGAAGCUUAAGUGACACCCUUGCUGAUUUUUCAUCUAUCCAAGUGAUGGACUUCAGUGACAAUCACAUCUCAGGGACAAUUCCACAGGCUUUGCCUUCGACUAUCCGAAACCUAUCUCUCUCUAGCAACCGCUUCACUGGGAAUAUUCCCUUUACACUGUCCUUUUUAACCGAGUUGUCAGAACUGUCGUUGGGUAACAAUGUUUUAUCAGGAGAUAUUCCAGAUUACUUUCAGCAGUUAAGAAAACUGACAAAACUGGACUUAUCGGCUAACGUACUGGAGGGUCGUUUACCUCCCUCCAUGGGAGACUUAGCUGCUCUUAAGAUACUGUAUUUGCAGGACAACAAGCUCAUUGGAACACUUGAAGUUAUAGAAGAUCUCUUCUUAAACGAUUUGAAUGUAGCAAAUAACUUGUUCUCUGGACCUAUACCUCCAAAUCUAUUAAAAGUUCCAAACUUCAAAAAAGAUGGAACUCCAUUUAAUACAUCAAUUAUAACACCACCUCCACCGGCUGUUGAUCCUCCAGCUACUCACCAUGCUCCUCCUCUUCCCCGUGUCCCUCCUGUUUCCGGAGGAGAUCCAUGGAACUCUGCGUCAGGGCAACCUACUUUGCAAAUAUCACCUCCUUCAGGUUCAGGGUCAGGAAAGUUCUGGUCCACACAGAGAAUCAUUCUAGUCGUUUCUUCAGUGGCAAUCAUUGUUCUCGUAUCCGGCUUGUGUGUUACACUUUGGAGAUGUUGCAGAGGCAAGAAGUAUAACAGAUAUGGAGCUGAUGCUCGUAAAAAUUUACAACGACCAUACUUCAAUAAACCUCCAUCUCAACCAACCCCCACUUUAGGAAAAGUUUCUAGGGAGCCUAUGGUUAAGCCUUACGAUGGAUAUGGAGCUGGAGACAGGAAAUAUGGUUAUCCAAUGCCACCAACACGGCCUGAAGAGAGCAGGAGAGCGAUUCCAACUGCUUCAUUUUAUAACAAGGAUGUUAAUAAUCUACAAAAGCCAUUACAACAACCACCGAGGCGUUUCCAGCCCAACGAUGCUGCUGCUUCAAAGAGCGCUACUCAUUUUCCUCCAGGAUUGAAUUCUUCAUCUUCAGCUACUGUUUUCACCGUUGCUUCACUUCAGCAAUACACAAAUGGCUUCUCAGAAGAGCAUAUCAUCGGUGAAGGGUCGCUUGGUAAUGUUUACAGAGCCGUUUUUCCUCAUGGGAAGUAUCUUGCGGUGAAGAAGCUGAGCAAUACAAUCAACAGGACGCAGAGUGAUGGUGACUUCCUCAACCUAGUCUCCAAUGUUUUGAAACUUAAACGUGGGAAUAUAUUGGAGUUUCUUGGUUACUGUAAUGAGUAUGGUCAAAGGCUACUUGUGUAUGAGUACUGUCCUAAUGGAUCACUACAAGAUGCACUGCAUUUGGAUCGCAAAUUGCACAAGAAGCUCACUUGGAAUGUGCGUAUGAAUAUUGCGUUAGGAGCUUCCAAGGCAUUGCAGUUCCUUCAUGAGGUAUGCCAACCGCCGGUUGUACACCAGAAUUUCAAGUCUUCCAAGGUUCUCCUUGAUGAGAAGCUCUCAGUCCGUGUUGCAGACAGCGGUUUGGCUUAUAUGUUACCACCACGUCCAACUAGUCAGAUGGCGGGUUAUGCGGCUCCUGAGGUUGAGUAUGGAAGCUACACUUGUCAGAGCGAUGUAUAUAGCCUUGGGGUUGUAAUGUUAGAACUGCUCACUGGACGCAGACCAUUUGACAGCACAAGGCCGAGAGGACAUCAGACACUAGCUCAAUGGGCUAUUCCACGGCUUCAUGACAUAGAUGCGUUGACAAGAAUGGUUGAUCCGUCGUUACAUGGAGCAUAUCCAAAGAAAUCAUUGUCACGUUUUGCAGAUAUCAUAUCACGUUCUCUCCAGAUGGAACCAGGGUUCAGACCGCCCGUAUCAGAAAUUGUCCAAGAUCUUCAACAUAUGAUCUAAGAUAUACAGCCUUAGUCUACGGCGCAGAAGGAUCCAUAUUCUUGUUUAUUUGGGCAUCAACACAUCUUUUAAUGAAUGUAACAUAUGAACAAUGUGGUUGCAGCUUUUAAUUACUUGUUUGGUAGGUUAACUGGAGUCGUAUGUAUUUUUAACCGUGUUGGGUUUUGAAAUGGGUGUGAACAUGAAACUAUCAUAAGAUCAAAACACAAUCAUCAUCAUGUAUGAAUAUUCUAUUACAAAAAAGAAAUAUUAAUA